AGAUAGUCGAGCAUGAAGACAGUGUGAUUGUUGUGAUUGAAGUAGUUGUUCUGCCACACACAAUGUAUGUGGUUUUUAAUUCUGGCAACCAGUAGGAGGAAUGACAACCGGUGACAAUCUCUGUAUGUGUGGGUGUGGCUUUAGUCUGACCAGGAAUUAGCUGCUAUAACACGGGCUGAGCUUCUGAAACUGAUUGACCAUGUAGGUGCCAGAAAAAGGAAAUUUCAGUUUCAGAAUGAUUGGCUCUAACUUUAAAAAUGUAUUGAGCGUUUUACUCAAGUAAUUAAAAAGCUGGGAAAUCGCUUUCUACCUGAAAGCCAACCAGAAAGGCAAACCAGUUUGACUUGCUCAGCCUGUUUUUUAUUCUUUUUUAUUUUUUUACUCACACACACAGAUGCGGUGAGUACUGAAGAAGAUUUUCCUUAAGGCAGUUAAUUGAAGAAGAAUUUCUUAUAGUUACCCAUGAUGCAGAAGUCACCUGGGCGUGACAAUGUAUUUAAAAAGGCGCAGACGUUUCUUUUUUUUCCACAUUGUUGCACAUGGGUGCUGGGGAUGUAAAACCAUCAUUAGCUGAGUCGAAAGAAACGACUUUCAAUGGCAUUAAGAAAGUUCAUGGAGUGUAAGAAGGUCCUAAGGCUGGUGGUGGCCUGCCUGGCUGUACUUGCUGCAGCAAAGCUAUAUUUCAGCCAAGGAACAGAAAUUGGAGACUUCACAAGCAAUAUUAUUUCACAAGCGCGUGUCCAUGUCCCAGGUCGAUUCUGGAGUACAGAUAAAGGUGGACCCACAAAGUUACAUGUGAAACCAAGCCUACAAACAGAUACGAAGAAGCCAAAUAACCAGACAAAUAUCAUUCAAACAAAGCCAAAAGUAAUCAGCACAGUAAAAGUCCCAGUGAGUUCGCGCAAAGGCCCUCUCCGUGUAGUGCACUUAGAUCUUAAAGGUGCUGCACCCAAAGUCAGUUAUUUUCAGGAGCUGUUUCCACUAAUCUCCAGUCUUGGUGCUAAUGGGAUCUUGGUGGAGUAUGAGGAUAUGUUUCCUUAUGAAGGGGAGCUUGAAGUACUCAGGUCACCUUAUUCGUACAGUGCGGAUGACAUAGAAGAAUUUAAGAGACUGGCCAGCCUCUACAAUCUUGAGAUUAUACCACUGGUGCAGGUAUUCGGACAUCUAGAGUUUGUGCUGAAACAUGGACAAUUUUUUGACUUGAGAGAAGAGCCCGACUUUCCAAACAGCCUGAACCCUCUGCAUCCUGGUAGCUUAAACCUGGUUGAAGAAAUGCUAACUCAGGUCCUGAAGAAGCACCCCAAAACACGUUGGUUUCAUAUUGGAGCGGAUGAGGUUUACGGCCUUGGCGAGAGUGAGGACUCAAAAAACUGGAUGAAGCAAAACCAAAAGAGUGUAGGAGAACUCUUCCUUAGCCACGUGAUGAAGGUUUGCCAGUUCUUGACCGAACUGAGUCCUGGAAUCAAACCUAUAUUUUGGGAAGAUAUGCUCAGGAAGAUCAAUGACACCUUAGUCAAAGAAUCUGGUUUGCCGAAUCUUGCAACCCCUGUGAUGUGGAAUUAUAAUGCAAAAAUGAAUUUGACUCAGAUAGGACAACUACUAUCUAACUACCAAACGGCUGGAUUCCAUAAUGUCUGGUUUGCAAGUGCAUUUAAAGGAGCUUCAGGCAAUGACCAGAGAUGGACACCGAUUCAUCAACACUUAGAGAAUCACCUAGCCUGGCUUAAAGUCAUGGCCAUCAUGCAUAAAUACCCCUCUAUAAAAUUAGAUGGCAUUGCUUUAACAGGCUGGCAAAGAUACGAGCAUCACACAGUGCUAUGUGAACUGCUUCCUGUGGCUAUCCCCUCUCUGGCCACCUGUCUAGAGACUCUAAAAUAUGGUCAAUUUAAUCAAGCAGCUGAAAAUGAAGUAGAAAAACUUUUGGGCUGCAAAAUUGACCUCAAUGCUAAUAGCUGUAAAGGUAAUGCAGCAUUUCCAGGUGCUAACAUUUAUAACAUGGUUGAAAAAAUCCACAAUGAACUUCAGAAAUCUGUUCAACAAAUAUCUCAAAACUAUUAUGUGAGAGGAUCAUUCGGGUCUUACCAGAGAAAAUACAACUUUGCCAAUCCCCGGAAUAUUGGAUAUUUUAAGGGUGCACUGACCAAAGUGCUGCAAGAGUGGGAUCCCUUUAUGGAGAAAUUUAGGAGAGAGAUGAUGACUAUUUACUACGCAGACACUGUGGAUGAGUGGAUGGAGGAGAACGUUAAUGAACACAUGAAUAAGCUCCAUAGUUUGGAGGAAGAUGUACGGCGCAUUGUUCAAUUCAAAGGACAAGAAAAGAGCCUUAAUCAAAUAAAAUUUGAUAUUAAAUAGAUGUUCAACAUAUCUGACUUCCUUAGGAGGCUGAAAAAAAUAAGGGUAUUUUCUCUUUCCCUAAAACUCCACAUUGAGUUGCUGUUACCAGGAGUAUGAUUUGGGAUUUAUAUUGAUAUAUGAGCCUUGUCUAUAAUUACUCUUUAUUGUUUUUUGGAUAGAAAUGUAAAAUACUUUAUAUAACUUUAACAUUUUAUAGUGCCAAAAGGGUCUUACAAAUAUAAUGGGGUUUCUAUGUUUUCUAAAGUUGCUGCUGUAAAUAAUAUAUAUAUGUUUUUAAUAUAA
Molecule: messenger RNA, 2637 nt
Organism: Hemibagrus wyckioides
Lineage: Eukaryota; Metazoa; Chordata; Actinopteri; Siluriformes; Bagridae
Product: beta-N-acetylhexosaminidase
Exons: 14
Coding region: 595-2352 (585 amino acids)
Biological process (GO): carbohydrate metabolic process
Molecular function (GO): hexosaminidase activity
Source: RefSeq, a predicted model, not a curated record